This is a messenger RNA of Acanthopagrus latus (yellowfin seabream), 1445 nucleotides long. It is a transcript of the gene smpdl3b, whose product is annotated as sphingomyelin phosphodiesterase acid like 3B. Gene Ontology annotation, molecular function: sphingomyelin phosphodiesterase activity. Gene Ontology annotation, biological process: sphingomyelin catabolic process. The transcript is spliced from 9 exons. The record is from RefSeq and is a predicted model, not a curated record. The coding region runs from base 16 to 1437 and encodes 473 amino acids. NCBI's taxonomy places the organism in Eukaryota, Metazoa, Chordata, Actinopteri, Spariformes, Sparidae.
GGAAGAGGGAAUAAGAUGAACUUACCUCUAAAACCUGGACCUGACUUCUGUCGGAUGUAUCUUUUCUUCAAAGACUUCGACAUGUUCACACUCAGGCUGAUACUCUCUUAUCUGCUUUUCAAAGAGGCUCCUGCGCUGUCAGGGAGCUUCUGGCACAUCACGGAUCAGCACUGGGACCCGACAUACAAACUGACAGAUGAUGCUGAACUUGUGUGCGCGUCAAGCGGCAAACGACCUGCAGCCAAUGCGGGGAUGUUUGGAGACUAUGUCUGUGACUCGCCCUGGCACCUUAUUAACUCCUCUGUGUAUGCAAUGAAGGACAUUCUACCAGACCCGGACUUCAUCGUAUGGACAGGCGAUGACACGCCACAUGUGCCCAAUGAGGAUCUGGGAGAAGAGAAAGUGCUCAACAUUAUCAGCAACCUCACCCAUAUUCUCAACCAGGUUUUCCCAAACAUUAAAGUUUACUCUGCCCUGGGCAACCAUGACUACCACCCAAAGAGUCAGCUUCCUGCAGCCUCAAACUACAUGUAUGACCGGAUAGCAGAAAUGUGGCAGGACUGGCUGGAUAUAGAGUCCCAAGAAACAUUUAAGAAAGGUGGAUAUUACACAGAAAAGCUGCUAAAUCGAACAGGCUUCAGGAUGCUGGUGCUCAACACAAACCUCUACUAUGAUCAGAACAAGCUUACCAAUGGUUUGGAGGACCCAGCGGGUCAGUUUAGCUGGGCAGACCAGGUUCUGACAGAGGCUGCCAACAACAAAGAAAAGGUGUACAUCAUCGGCCAUGUUCCUCCAGGUUUCUUUGAGAAGAAGAGAAGUAAACCGUGGUUCACGCCUUCAUUCAACAAGCGAUACGUGGAUUUAAUUCAGAAGCAUCAUUCAGUCAUACUUGGACAGUUCUUUGGCCAUCAUCACACCGAUAGCUUCAGAAUGUUCUACAACUCAGGCUCUCCUAUCAGUACAAUGUUCCUCAGCCCAGGUGUCACACCGUGGAAAACAACACUUCCUGGAGUCGAGGACGGAGCCAACAACCCUGGGAUCCGUGUCUUUGAAUAUGACACCCAAACCCUCCUAGUCAAAGAUGUGGUCACCUAUUACCUUAACCUCACUCAUGCAAACGCAGCCCGGGGACGCUGGGAGAAGGAGUAUCGCCUCACAGAGAGCUUCAGAGUACCAGACGCCUCCCCAGCCUCUAUGCAUCAGGUUCUGGAGCGCAUCGCUGAAGAUGGCUGCUACCUGCAGAAGUACUAUGACUUCAACUCCGUCAGCUAUGACCUGACAAAGUGUGACAGUGACUGCCGUGUUGACCACGUGUGUGCAGCCAGAGAGGUAGACUUUGACAUGUAUAAUAAGUGUCUGGCAGGGGCAGCUGCCAUUUCUGGGGGGUUGCUGCCUGUCCUUUCUGUGGCUUUAAGUCUAGUGUUGGCCAAUCGGUAAAAAAAAAA